UAAAAUUAAAAAUGAACGUUCGCUUUAAAACCUUUAGUCUCAGCCUUUUAUGAAGCUUUUUCCUAGGAGUCCUGGUCAAGGGCCAGACCUGAAACCUUGGAGAAUUUGAAGAGUACGGCCAGUGAUUCCAGUGCCAUGCCUCUUGCAAGCAGUGAGAGGUCUUCGGGCAAUGAAGCAGUUGUAAUGAUGGCUUUGUUCAUAAUGAAACGACAGGCUUGUGUGAUUACAAAAACUGUCCAGAUGGGCAGUUUUACUCUGCCUCAGUUGAGGGAUGUGUAGACUGUGAAGAUAGCUGAGAUAGCAGCACUCAAAUACUCAUCCAAGACCCACAGCUGCAUAAUAUUCCAGUCUGUAGGAGCUUUGAUUACUAUGUGAAUAUCAACAGUGGGAGUCCUGUUGAAUUAGGCACUAGGGGUCACCCUUAUAAGCAUAUAGACUCUGCUUUUAUAGAAAUUAUGAACUUCCACAGCCAUAGUGAGAGAAACAUCACUAUUUAUGUGAUGGAAGGAACUACAAUGUUUAUCAAUACUGUGACUUAUUUCGUUAACAUCACGCAUGUGCAGAUUGAAGCCUAUAACGAUAACGGCAAUACUUUAGGGAUUGCUAGAAUGGUCGGAAUUAAAGAAAGUUCCAAAGUCAUUGGUGCAGCAUUUCCAACAAAGUUUAAUAUUCUAAGUGGCAAGACUUUCAAGACAGAUGAGAUGCUAUUUGACAAUAAUGGUUUUGACUCCAAUGAUAAAGUAGGACUUCUAGUUCAAAAUGCCUUGUUCAAACCCUUGCAUGCAGGGCUGAUCAUCAAAAAUUUUCGAGUGGUAACUGACUAUGAAGACCAACCACGUGAUCAUGAGAUUUUUGAGCCAUACAGAGUUGACCAAAGAGUUUUAGGGAUGAUCAAUUGCGACCUCAGAAUACAUGGAUCAUUUCUGAGAGCAUUCACCACUGUCUUCAAUUGGCACAUGGAAAACAUUGUACUCGAAACACAAUACUUAUACAGGUUCUGCAUACUUAGUCUAAGUUGAGGGUCUGAUGGAACAGAUAUGGGAACAAGGAGUUAUAUUAAAAAUUUUACUGCAAUUAAUUCUGGAGGAAAGCCAUCCUAUCUACAAGGAGCACUCCCCUUCUUCAGAUAUCAUAUCUCUAAUGAUUUACAUUUCGAGGAUGUUUAUAUUGAUAGUUACCUUGGAUAUCUUCCGAGGACAGGACAGUAUGCUUUUUAUUUUGACCCAAAGAAUUGAUAUAUUACUAAGUCAAAUACUUGGAACUUCACUAAUGUUCAUAUCACAUCUUCAAGGCACGAAGAUGGAAAAAGUACUGAAUUUGGGAGCACAAGUAAUUUAGUGUUCGCUCAGUCAGCUCCUGUGGACGGUGUCCUGCAUAUACAUUGUAAUAAUAUUACAUUUUCUAAUGACAGUAAUAAAUUUGUAGGACAGUUUGUUGGCUGGUCUACCAUAAAUGCGAUCUAUCAUGUCGAUGGCCUCCAUUUCAAGAAUACAGAUGGAUUUUUAAUAAAUAUGAAAUCGCUCAAAGAAAUUUAUUACAAGAAUCUUACUUUUGAAAAUGUCACUACUGACAUGCCCUACAUGGCGUAUCAUAAUGUUGAUAAGAGGGUCGAGCUUGAUGGUCUCAUGUUCGAUGGAGUGAUUGAUUCUGGCUCUUAUCUGACCUCUCUUUUUCAUAACAAUAUCUUAGAUGGGUCAAGUUUUGUACUGAAGAAUUUUGAAAUCAAGAACUCUCAAAUUUUGAACAGAAGAGCUGUCUUUUUCACAACUGGUAAAUCAGAUAGUACUUAUGUUGUAAGCAAUGCCAAGUUUUAUGAUACUAUAAUAGGGGGAGAUGCUGCUCUUCUUGGCUAUGGAAUAUUCAGCCAGAUUAAUAUCACAAAUGUCCAUGUGCUUAGAACUAAGUCUGCAAAUCAAGGAGAACAUUUUACUAUUAAGAGUGAUUAUACCAGUGAAGGAUCGGCUCCGAAUAACAUCCAGAUAUUCAAAGAUAUCGUUAUAGAGCAAUCUUCAGUCUCAAUGCUAUUGAUCUCUAAGCCUGAUGCUGCAACUAAUGUCACCCAAUCAUUAAGCAUCACAAACAUCACUUAUAAAGAUUCAGAAACAGACUUAGCUUUGGAGCUAUUCAAGAUUUAUCGAAUGGCAACUCCUGGGUCGUACUCGAUCUCAAUCCAAGAUGUUGUAUUCUCUAAUCUCACUUUCGGAUUAGAAUCUAAGCUAAUGUAUUUCCAGCAGCAGUUAUCAAGCCCUGCUUUAGUGACUAACUUAAAUAUCUCUAACACUGUAAAUGCUGGGAUAACUGUGGAGGCAUAUGACACCAAUGAAUUCUACAACAGCACUCAUGUGACCUUCUCAAAUAUUAAAGCUACUAACGUAGAUGGCAGGGCAAGAUCAUUGAUUAAUAUCUAUAAAGGAGCUGAAAUAGAAAUUAUGAAUUCAGAUUUCUCCUUUAUUGGGAAUUCAGCGAAAGGAGCUGUGCUUUCAGCUGGAGUAGAGAGAGCUAUAGCUGUCCUGAGGAAUUGCACUUUUUGGAAUAAUACAGCUGUUGAAGGAGGAGUUUUUGAAAGUGAAUCUCUGAGUAGAGUCAAGUGUUAUGAAUGUUCGCUCUAUAACAACUUUGCUAUCUCUGGAGGGGUCUUCAGAGCUGAUGCUGAUGGAAUUUUUGAGCUAUACAACUCUACUAUUUAUAAUAAUUUUGCUCUUGCAGGAGCUGUCUCAGAACUAUUUUCAACACAAAUCGAGAGCAUAUUCAGUAAUUGCAACAUUAUCUCUAAUUUUGGAGUCACUGAGCAAGAGAUUAAGGAGAAUAUACUGCCUCAAGGGUAUAUUUAUCAAUCUUUUCGCGAUUAUUUAGCAGCAAAUCAGUAUCUUUAUGAGUCAGAGACCCCUUUCUCAUGAUUUAAAAUGAUUAUGGCAAGACUUUCUAUUAGUGAUACUAACUUUAUCGGGCAAAAAUAUGUGAUGUAUGCUACUGGAUCAAGAAUUUUCAUGGAAAAUCCUAUUUUCAAAGACACAGUUCUUGUUUCUAGCCUAUUGAGUAUUAGUGAAUCAGAUGUAGAAAUGAGCAACACUAUUUUCAUUAACCUCACGUGCAAUGAUGACUCGCAACAACUGAUACUUUUUGUGAAGGCAUUUGCUGAAAUCGAUCAACUCGACUACUCAGACUCAAAUUGAAAGCUAAUAAACUCUGGCUUAUCUCAAGUUUCUCUUAUGAAUUCAAACAUCAGGCACAUCUCAGUGGGCAAAAACAACUUGAUAUCUCUAUUAAAUUCAAAAAGCACAGAUCUUAACAAUGAAGGAGACCCAGUAGAGACUUCAAUCGUUAGCUCAAGUUUCUUCAAUAUCUCGACUACUUUAGGCCCGAUGAUUUAUAUGAAGGAUUGUGGAAUCCAAAGAAUUUUUAAUAGCACAUUUGUAAAGACUGAUGCAGAAGCCUUACGUUUAUUAAAUACCAAUGUUAGCACAAUUUCUGCCUGUGAUUUUAUUGAGAAUAAGGAAUGUAUCAAUGCUAUUCGAACAAACCUAGGGACUAUUGGUCAAUGCAAAUUUGAACUCUGCGGAGAUCUCAGUGUAAAAUUUGGAGGAGCAAUUAAGCUUGAAGCAAGUGAAUCCAAAAUCCUUAGAAGUAACUUUAGUCAGAAUCAGGCUGAAUCUGGUGCUGCCAUUAGUAUUCAAUGUAGUUUCGGCCAGACCUGAGUUAACGAAUUUCAGGAUUUGGAAUUUGUGAAUAACACUGCUGCAGAAGUAGGAGCAGGAAUUUAUUACAACAUGCACAGGCCCUUAAUGAAGAACAUAAAGAAUACUGGAAAUGUAGCUAAAUAUGGGCCCAACAUAGCAAGCUAUCCUGUCAGGAUCGUACAGAGAGGCACAAAUACAAACAAGGUGUUGCUUGACAAUGUGGCUAGUGGACUCCAAUAUGAAGAAAAACUAGAGUUUGACUUAGUAGAUUUUGAUGGCCAGAUUAUGAAUUUGGAAAGCAGUAAUACAAUCAAGAUCCUCAUUGAAGAUUCCAGGAUUUCUAUUAAAGGCACUGACUUUGGUAAACUAGUGAAUGGACAGACAGAACUUACAAACUUAAUAUUUAUUGGAGAAGUUGGGCUACAGAAUGUGAAAUACAAGUUGACUUCAAAAGCUAUCGACCAGAAUAUGUUAAAUGAAAUUUUGGGCCAUACGGACGGAAUGUACGACAACUAUAUAGAAGUUUCUUUUAGAUAUUGUAACUCAGGAGAAAUACAGACUGCAAAUAAGCAAUGUGAAGAAUGAAAACCCACCACUUAUUCUUUUGGAUGGAAUUCAACCAGCUGCUCACCUUGAAUGGACUUUGCAUCAUGCAGCGGAGAAGAUCAAGUUAUUGUUGAUAAAGGUUACUGGAGGAAAACAGUUAACUCAUCCACAAUUAUUGAGUGACCUAAUGAACAAGCAUGAGAGGGAGGGUAUUACCCAAACAAUGAUGAUCCCCCUGUGAAAUGUUCAAAAGGAUAUAAAGGCAUAUUAUGCACUCAAUGAGACAUAGUAGAUGGUACAAAGUAUCAACCCAUGAGUAACUUCAUUUGCAGCAAGUGUCCAGAUCCAAUGAUAAAUACAAUCAGAGUGAUAUUCGUGUCAUUAAUUGCAUUUAUGUUCUUGAUGUUAUUAAUAUAUGUAAACCUCAGGAAGAAGAAAGAGAGUCAGUUGUCGAUUCUGUUUAGAAUCUUGACGAAUUAUUUGCAUUUGAUCACAGCUUUCUUUACUUUUGGCUUUAAUCUACCUGACAGCUUCACAGGCUUGUUUUCAUUCACAAAUAGGGUAUCUUCACCAGACGAAAGUUUCCUAUCAUUUGAUUGCUUUGUGAGAGAUCAUGAGAUACAGGCCUUUGCUCCAUCUAAUUCAUUAUUCAAGAUAUUCUUGUAUAUCUUUUUCCCUGUUUUUCUGAUUGCACUGGUAGCUCUAGCCUUUGUGUGCAUCAAAUUAGGCCACUGGAUAAUCCAAGGAAUAAAAAGUUCAGAUUCUGAGGAACAGAGAAAAAGUUUAUUUAACUUUAAAAGAGCUAUUGUGGUUUCCAUGAUCUGCAUUAUUUUCCUCUUUCAUCCAACUAUUACAUUAAAAGCCCUAUCUUUGUUCCUAUGCACUCAGAUAGAUGAAAAUGAUUACAGAAUGACUUAUCAUAUGAAAUAUAGUUGCUAUUCUAAAGAGCAUGUCACAUGGAUAGCUGUGGAGGCUAUUCCAACUUUCAUAAUCUGGGUGGCAGGGCUCCCAUUGGUUGCUCUAUGGGUUCUCAUUAAGAACAGAGAGAGUCUGAAUGAAGUGAAGAUACAAAGCUACUUUCUAAUAUUAUACCAAGGGUUUAGGUCCGAGUGAUUUUAUUGGGAGUUCUUAAACUCUUUCAAGAAGUUCUUGCUGCUAUCAAUCCACUCAUUGCUGAACACUUCCUCAGUGAAUUACCAAAUAGCUCUGUCUGUCAUUUGUUUGGUAGGAUUUUUUUACUUCCAGAAGUACAUGCAACCAUUCAAAACUAAAGAGAAUAACCAAAUCGAUUUGCUCGCAUUAGAAACAGGCAUCGUGACUAUCUACUCUGGGUUUAUUUUAGCAGUCGGUCAGGACAUUCAUGAAGGAUUCGAACUGAUGGCCUUGGCCUUAAUAACUGUUGUUAACGGCUAUUUCUUGCUUAACUGGGCUUAUUUCCUGAUGGUAGCACUAGAAUGGAAGAAUCAGAAGUUCAUCUGCCUUGUCAAUACUCUUGGUGGAAUCUUGUGCAAGGCAAAAAUAGAUAUUCCAAUAAUAAAAUCUACAACAAGUAAAGUGAGCAAAAAGAAAUCACAGAAUAAAAAACGCAAAGGCAAAUUGAAGGUUUUUAAGAAAAGAGUGUAUCCAAAGAGGAGGAAGAAGGGGAAAACUUGGACAAAAACAGAUUUGAAAAAGAACAAUAAGAAAAAAUUAGUAAUACUUGAAGAAGAGAAAUCUUAUGAAGAUUAAAUUUAUUUUAUUUAAGUCCCAUCAAUCUU
Moneuplotes crassus is the source of this 5980-nucleotide messenger RNA. The record is from the annotation of a GenBank genome assembly. Lineage: Eukaryota; Ciliophora; Spirotrichea; Euplotida; Euplotidae.